UUUCUAAAUAAGCCUUUUCUGGCAGGUUCAGCCCCGAGAUUGUGUUCAGUGGGUGGGUCUUUAACCUGCCAUAUAUAUGGUGUGAUAGGUCUUCAGUUCAGUUUAAGGAAGUGUAGGACUGCAAUACAGGACCGUGUCGAAUCACUUCACUGGCUGAAAGAUGUUGCGGAUCAGUGUGUGGCUGUUCAUGGGGGUGUUUGUGUGGGACUUUGCCUCCUGCUCCAUCACCUGUCCUGACGGCAGCAAAUGUUCCGAUCUCGCCACCUGCUGCAUGACUACGCAAGGAUAUAGCUGCUGUCCAUAUCCAAAGGCCAUGUGCUGCGCUGACCUUACCCACUGCUGUCCCCCGGGCUUUCGUUGUAACCUGGUCACCCAGAUGUGUCAGAAAGAAAACCAGCCGUGGAUCACCAUGCCCAUGGUGAAGAAGGAGGACGCGGAGAGACCAAGCCUGCCUGUAUCUCCCCCUCAGGAGCUCCAAAAUACCCAUGUCCCGGACACAAAAAAAAGCUCAGUUGUCCACUGUGACAACUUAUACACGUGUCCUGAUGGCUAUACCUGCUGCAGACACCCAAAAGGCGUAUGGUUCUGUUGCGGGUACACUCUUGGCCGCUGCUGUCUGGAUGGCUACCACUGUUGUCCGUAUGGCUACGACUGUGACCUCACUUACACUCACUGCGUGAGGGAGAGCCUGAGAUAUCCUUUCACCCCCAAACAAGCUCUGUCGUCGAUCCCCGCCUCUCUCAUAUCACCUCCGGAAGACGAACCAAGCUUUAAGGAGACACCUAUGACGACUCUAACAGAGGCCAGAGUCAGUGACCCUGAGGCUGGAGUCAUCCGCUGUGAUUCCAAGUUCUACUGCUCACAGGGGAACACUUGCUGCAAGGGAUCCACAGGCCAGUGGAACUGCUGCCCCUACCCACUGGGACAGUGUUGCAAAGACGGUGUGCACUGCUGUCAGUACGGAUAUACCUGCGACCCCUCCUCCUUGUCAUGCACAGGUUUCUUCUCUCAGGUCCCGUCAGGAGCACAGGAGACUGCCAGAACCGACUGAGGACAUGUUGAGCACUGCUGCACUUUUGUUCCUCAUUUGGUGCAUUCUUUUGUUACACUUGUCAACUCAAAUAUAGCAACGCUUUUUGGCCUCUGUAGAGAAUGAACAGAAACUGGGUCGAUUUAAAAUUUUAAUGGAUCAAUAAUAAACAAUCACAAUUUGCUCAUAACACAAUAUUACACAUUUUCUAUUCUGUUUCGGAUGAACGGUACUGCAUGUCGGUUUCUCCCAAACAAUGUGAUAUCAACAUCGGAUAUUAAACUGCACAGAAAUACAGUGGGCAUUGCACAUUCAUUUAAGAUUACAUGUCUGUGUUUUUGUUACUGAGUUUCUUUGACAUCAUUCACAUUAUCUGCUGAAAUCAAGCAACAAAGAUAGAGUUGUUCUUUUCAUGAUGCAGCCAAAACUUGCAGCUAAAGCUUAAAUCACUGUCACAAUCACAAAUCGCAAUGUCUUUUAAAGCAGAAAAAUAUGAUUUAAAUAAAAAAAAUAUAUACACAAUGA
Messenger RNA from Scophthalmus maximus (turbot), 1555 nucleotides. RefSeq names its product progranulin. NCBI's taxonomy places the organism in Eukaryota, Metazoa, Chordata, Actinopteri, Pleuronectiformes, Scophthalmidae. Gene Ontology annotation, cellular component: extracellular region. Bases 161 to 1051 code for a protein of 296 amino acids. The record is from RefSeq and is a predicted model, not a curated record. The transcript is spliced from 6 exons.